Molecule: messenger RNA, 1410 nt
Organism: Ziziphus jujuba (common jujube)
Lineage: Eukaryota; Viridiplantae; Streptophyta; Magnoliopsida; Rosales; Rhamnaceae
Exons: 7
Coding region: 233-1150 (305 amino acids)
Molecular function (GO): zinc ion binding
Source: RefSeq, a predicted model, not a curated record
CCAAAAAAAAAAAAAAAAAAAAGUCAUAAAAUUUUAUCCACGCCUUUGAUAAAAUUUCUUCUUCCAUUUUAUAUAUUUAUUUAUUUAAUUUUUAAAAUCGGAAAAAAAAAAAAAGGAAAGCUCACUGACUUUUCUCCAAGAAUUUUCUCUGCAAAAUCCAGGAUAAUUCUAGGGUUUUGAGGCUUUAUUUUGGCGGUUAUUGUUCUUCUUGGUACAAGAAUCCGAUCAAUCAAUGAAAGGAGAAGUGCAGCUAGAGCCAGCAGGUUCACAGAACCCUAGUGAUUCGGACCCUCUGCUUGAGAACCCGGUUGAUUCGUCAUCGCCAGGGAGCUCAAGUGAGAUUAGGGAUGAAGAUAUUGAGUCGGGUUCUAUUCCUUGUUGUCGCAUUUGUCUAGAAAGUGAUGCCGAACCAGAGGACGAAUUGAUUUCACCAUGCAUGUGCAAAGGCACCCAGCAGUUUGUCCAUCGCUCUUGUCUUGAUCAUUGGCGCUCUGUCAAGGAAGGAUUUGCUUUCUCACAUUGCACAACUUGCAAAGCUCAAUUUCACCUCCGAGUUGAAUUGUUUGAGGACAACUCAUGGCGUAAAAUGAAAUUCAGACUUUUUGUGGCAAGGGAUGUCUUCCUUGUAUUUUUGGCUGUACAAACAGUAAUUGCUGCAAUGGGUGGCUUUGCAUAUUUCAUGGAUAAGGAUGGGGCUUUCAGAAAUUCAUUCAGCGAUGGUUGGGAUCGUAUUCUAUCAAAACAUCCCAUACCAUUUUAUUAUUGUAUAGGGGUACUGGCCUUCUUUGUGCUGCUUGGAUUUUUUGGGCUCAUACUGCAUUGUUCAUCCCUCAAUAGCAAUGAUCCACGGAUGGCUGGCUGCCAAAACUGUUGUUAUGGUUGGGGAAUCUUGGAUUGCUUUCCUGCAUCUAUGGAAGCAUGCUUUGCUUUGGUUAUUGUUUUCGUUGUCAUCUUUGCCAUUCUUGGCAUAGCUUAUGGUUUCCUUGCUGCUACCAUGGCCAUACAGAGGAUUUGGCAGAGACACUACCACAUCCUUACUAAGAGAGAGCUCACUAAGGAAUACGUAGUGGAGGAUCUUCAUGGCUGCUAUACCCCACCAAAACUGGAUCCAGAACAUGAAGAACGUCUGAAAAUGCUUAAGCUAUUGUAAUAAAGAAGUUGAAGUUAUGUCUUUUUCCAAGUGUUCUGAAAAUGCACAUUUUGUUGGUAACAUGUUUAAAGAUGAAGAGGAAAAAUAUGCAGUCUCGUUUUUCCUUGGAUGCUCACUAAAAUGUAAACCUGAUCUUGCAAUACUGACUGGACGAAAAUGUGGGGUUAUAACCAUCUGUGCGGUUUCCUUUACGUUUUCAAAUCUAUUGGUUUUACUUUCUCGUAAUUUAUAUUAGCUUUGAAAUCAAAGUAUUUAUUCAA